Messenger RNA from Komagataella phaffii GS115, 2040 nucleotides. Its product is annotated as Deubiquitinating enzyme anchored to the outer mitochondrial membrane. The record is from RefSeq and is a predicted model, not a curated record. The coding region runs from base 1 to 2040 and encodes 679 amino acids. NCBI's taxonomy places the organism in Eukaryota, Fungi, Ascomycota, Pichiomycetes, Pichiales, Pichiaceae. Gene Ontology annotation, biological process: protein deubiquitination. Gene Ontology annotation, cellular component: nucleus; cytosol. Gene Ontology annotation, molecular function: cysteine-type endopeptidase activity; cysteine-type deubiquitinase activity. The transcript has a single exon.
AUGGACUUGGAAGAAACGUUAUCCAACCAUCUAACAAAUUUCUUAUUCAGAUCUUCUCCACAGCAUCCCAGUUUAAUUAUUGCUCAGCCCUCCACGUAUACUUUUCAAACAUCACCAGUAGUUCAGUGGCUUUCAAAGAGGAAAUUUUCAUCAUUGCUAACGCUAGCACUUUUAAGCCUAUCCUAUUACAUAAUUGCUCCAUCGAUACCUUGCCUGAAUAGAGAACCACGCGGAAUGUUUAAGAAAAGACCAGAUAAAACUACAACUGGACUUAUUAAUGCCACCGUAGACUGUUUUGCCAACUCCACUGUUCAAGCUUUGGCAUCACUCCCUGGGUUGAAUGUCUAUUUGAAUGACUUUUUUUCAACCCAAAGCGCAUUAGGUAAAUUGUUGGAGGACAGACGCUCAAAUGAAGAACCACACAAUGACACAAGAUCUUCUGAUUUGUCAGUACCAUCGACACCUCUACAUGAAGCCUUGAGCAUUCUUUUGAGUCAGCUCCAGGAAACAAUCUAUGAGCGACGAUCCAUUUCUGUUUGGUCAUUCCUUAAUGUUUUGGAGAAAAUAUUUAACUCAAGAAUCUCUAAAUCCCAACAUGAUGCUCAUGAACUAUUACAAUUAAUUUUGGAAACCUUAGAAAAGGAAUAUGUCUCGGUUCAGCUGUUUAUCGGCGUCAACGAAGAACUUUUCAAUGAUUCUCCUGUUUCCAUUCCCCAGUUCCCUUUCUCUUCACUUUCGAUUAACCAAUUGAGAUCUGUUGAAUGUGGUGGUUCAUCAUCUUUAGGAUUUGAUCAUAUGGCAAUUUAUUCCUUGCCAACGCCAAGGAAACCUUUUAUCUCAUUGCCAGAUUUGAUAAAAGAAAAUCAGAGAGAGGUAAUUGAGGGUUACAAUUGCGUUAAAUGUAACGUACUAUUCUGCAUUGAUGUAUUAUCUAAAUCUCCAGAUCCGACACCCACUGAGCGGGAGAAUCUUAAACAACUAAAGAAACUCAAUGUCACUUUAAAGAUUAAUGACGAUCUACCACCAUCUUUACAAGCAUUUGUUGAUCAAACUUGCAAAAGGUACAAAUAUCAGCUAAAAUCCACCCUUAUAAGAAACCAUGGUUUGGCAAAACCUCCAAAAAUUUUGCCUAUUCAUCUAUCAAGAUCGAUUUUCCUUCAGUCGCAAGCAGUUCGAAAUAGUUGCAAAGUCGAAUUUGAUGAAAUUCUGGCUCUAGAUAUAAAUGAAUCCAUUUUGGAAGAGGCUCAAAAAUUCAUUGAUGAGAAACUCAAAGAAGCAAUACAGGACGCUAAGGAGCGUAAACCAAUAGAUAACAAUUCCAGCGAGACUCUUCCCCCGAACUUACUUUUUACAGAAGAUGAGAAGCAUGUAGGGAUAGAAGAACCAAUGUUUGUUGAAAAUGCAGGUCAAGAUUCCGAGGAUGAGUCCCUCUCAUCGAACGAACACAUCGAAUCGUCCAACACUGUUACCAACGCUGAUAAUGAGUCAAAAAAUCUAGAGUCUUCUGCAAAAGUGGAAUCGGAGACAUCAAUAAAAAAAUGUACUUACAAAUUACAGGCCGUCAUUUGCCACCAGGGAUCUCAUAGAAUUGGACACUAUGAAUGUUACAGACGAAAACCUCACUACUACAAAACUUCCACGUCAAAUGAAUUUUUAAGCGACGUACCUGAAUUACUUUUCAAAGCACCAGCCGAAGAAACUGCUGGACCGCCACCUGAAACUCCAUUAUCGGAUCCGUCUCCAGAAGUUGACGAAUCUAAUCAAGACAUACCUUCAGAUGCAGUCAAAUCUCCAGAAAGCUCUGGGUCUCGAUUUAGAAGAAGGAUGAGUUCAAUUAUAUCAAUGCCAAAACUAAAUGAUGACAAUUCGCCAGCAAACUCAAGUGAUCAACAGUCGAAACCUACUCGUAAACUUGUUUCCAGCUCGGUCAAGAAUCCAUUCUGGAAGAUAAGCGAUAGUAAAAUCACUGAAUACAAAUUGGAAGAUGUUCUUAAGGAUUCAGGUGCAGCUUACAUGUUGUUCUAUGAGUUGCUACCUUAA